AUCCUAAAAAUAUAAGGAUGCAACAACAAGUGCUACAGCGUAGCAGAGAAACAGCAUCAUCUCAUUAUCCCUUCAGCCCCUAAUCUAUCUAUCUAUCUAUCUUCAAUACUACACUACCCCUCUUUCUCUCUCUGACCCAUUCCCUUUCUCUUUCUCUCUCUACACACAACACAGCGCAACGAAAGAAGAAACAUGGAAACUCCACGCAUCCUCACACCACCCACCCUCUAUUUCUCUCUCAUCGAUGGCCCAGCUGGACCAAAUUUAUGUAGAAGAAAGAAAAACAAAAAAGAAUGGGAAACAAAAGAAAGAGAAGUUAGAUGUGUUCAAAUGUCCUCCAACCAAACCCACCUCACAUCUCUCUCUCUCACCCAAACUAUGUUCCCCGAAUUGCCCUUCUGCAAGCCCCCAAAAAAUCCCAUCUUCAUCACUGCUCUUUCAAAACAACAAUAUUUUUCACCGAGUUAUGUGGGCUUUUUGGGUCUCUUUGUCUUGGUCAGAGUUUCUCACAGAGAAAACAGGAAAGCGAGAACCUUCUUACCCCUUCACCCUUCUCUCUCUCUCUCUUUCUCUCUCUCUCUCUCUCUCUUGCCUCUCUUUUCCUAUAUCUUUCUUUCUCUCACGUUUUGUUCCAUCACCCCACCCCACCCCACCCAACCCUACCCACUCACCCACCCACCUUCUUCUUUCUCUCUAUCUGCCUUUUCCCUUUAGGUUUGCUUCCUUCUCGCCUUGUGGGUUCUCUUGUUUCUCUCCGAUCUCAUGAAGAAGAUGAAAGGGGUUCUCUCCAUGGAGCCUCCUUAUGAGGCCUAUCAGGAUCAGAGAACAAGGUUCAGGCACCAGAGUCUCUUGCAGGAUUAUCAAGACCUGCACAAGGAAACAGAAGCCAUGAGAAGGAAAUUGCAGGCUACGAAGCAGAACAAGUUGAUGCUGGAAGAUGAAGUUAGUUUUUUAAGGCAACGUUAUAAAUACUUGCUAAAACACCCUAUUCCAAAGCAAGAAGUUGUAAAGCCACAAAAGCUCAAAAUCCAAGCUUCCAUCACGGCGAAGGGAAAGAGUUACAAUAGAAAGGAACCUGCUCUUCGACCCCACCCCACAUCUCAUUUUAACCCAAACGGAAGGAGUUGUAAUUUGCCUGAGUUCCCAUUGCAAAAAACUGGCCAUCUGUUUGAUCUAAACCAGAAUGCUAGGAGUUAUAGUAAAAAAGAUGCUGCUAUUCACAGUUCUGCUCCACCAGCACUUGACUUGAAUCACAAAGAAAGGAUUCACAGCAGCAAGGAAGCCGCAAAGAAGAGUGUAACUCCAUUUUUUGACUUGAACCAGAUUUCGAGAGAAGAGGAGGAAUUACAAGGCAACGGUGAGCCUAUGAGGAUCGAAGAACCAAAGAGAAGUACGCAAAGAGUUACGGGGGAGGAGCACAACGAUAUCAAGCUCUCGGCUUGCAGAAGCGUUGGGGAUGGAUCAAAUAGGGCAGGGAAGAGGAAGAUUUCAUGGCAAGACCAGGUGGCAUUGAGGGUUUGAUCUAUAAGGCUGAAUUCCUUUUGUCUGCCUUAAUAUGCAAACACAUUUUUAACCUUCCAUUCUAGUUUUAUGUUUUACUUUGUAAAGAUAAAAGUAUACCUUAUAGAAUCAUAUGUUCAAUAUAUAUAUUAAUUAGAUGAAAUGGAGAAUUCUGUUCCCCUAAAUCAUCUUAUCUUUCAUUCUCCA
This is a messenger RNA of Cajanus cajan (pigeon pea), 1707 nucleotides long. RefSeq lists its product as uncharacterized. NCBI's taxonomy places the organism in Eukaryota, Viridiplantae, Streptophyta, Magnoliopsida, Fabales, Fabaceae. The record is from RefSeq and is a predicted model, not a curated record.